GCGCAAGUCAUUGGCGCCAAGAUGGCGUUGGAGAUGAGGCUCCCUAAAGCUCGCAAACCUCUCAGUGAGAGCUUGGGCCGCGACUCUAAGAAACACUUGGUGGUGCCGGGGGACACGAUCACCACGGACACAGGCUUCAUGCGGGGCCAUGGGACAUACAUGGGGGAAGAGAAGCUCAUUGCGUCUGUGGCCGGCUCUGUGGAGAGAGUGAACAAACUGAUCUGUGUCAAAGCCUUGAAAACCAGGUGAGGACAGAAGAUACAAUGGAGAGGUCGGAGACAUUGUAGUGGGGAGAAUCACAGAGGUUCAACAGAAGAGGUGGAAGGUAGAGACCAAUUCCAGGCUGGACUCCGUCUUGCUCCUCUCAUCCAUGAACCUACCUGGGGGAGAGCUGAGGAGAAGGUCUGCGGAGGAUGAGCUGGCCAUGAGAGGCUUCUUGCAGGAAGGCGACCUCAUCAGUGCGGAGGUCCAGGCUGUGUUCUCGGAUGGAGCUGUUUCUCUGCACACGAGGAGCCUGAAAUAUGGGAAGCUAGGUCAGGGAGUUUUAGUCCAGGUCUCGCCUUCCCUGGUGAAAAGACAGAAGACUCAUUUCCAUGACUUGCCAUGUGGUGCCUCAGUGAUUCUGGGUAACAACGGUUUCAUCUGGAUCUACCCAACACCUGAGCACAAGGAUGAGGAUGCUGGGGGCUUCAUUGCUAACUUGGAGCCCGUAGCUCUUAGUGAUCGAGAGGUGAUCUCCCGGCUUCGGAACUGUGUAGUCUUGCUGGUAACUCAGAGAAUGAUGCUGUUCGACACCAGCAUCCUGUACUGCUAUGAGGCCUCCCUUGCGCAUCAGAUCAAGGAUAUCUUAAAACCGGAAGUAAUGGAGGAGAUCAUGCUGGAAACACGCCAGAGGCUUUUGGACCAGGAGGGAUGAGGCCGAGAGCUGAAGGAUGGGACUGGGCACCCCCUGGGCCAGUUUUGGGAGUGAAAACUCUGCCAUGUGGUCCCCAAGGAGCAUCUGACAAACACAUUCCUCACCUGCAGUGGGGCUGCAGAGCCAGGCCUGUCUUUCUGUUCUGAGAGAAAACUAGGGGGAGGUAAUGGUGGGUUGGGCUCUUGGGUCCCAGUAGUUUUAGGUCUUUCAGAGCACAGUGUCCCGGCCUGAUGCUGACUUACCUUGGAAUAACUUGGAGAAUUUAUGACUUCCAAUCACCCCACACAAUGUAAUGCCCCAUGAAACUGUCCUGGUAGAAAACAUGGUGACCUGGGGAUGUAUCUCAGGAGUGGACCACUUCCUAAAAUGUGCAAGUUCCCAAGUUCCAUUUCCAGCCUUACCCUAACCCCAGAAAAAAGAAAACCAAAGACAAAGACAUGGCAGUGCCAUCGAGAAUGGUCUCUUUCCACUUCCGCUCUGUCUCCUUUAAUGCACAAGUGUGUGGUUGGAGAGAAGGUGGUGGAGUCAGGCCAGAGUCAAGUGGAUAUGAGAAUAAAGGGAGGGCUGGUGAGAUGGCUCAGUGGGUAAGAGCACCCGACUGCUCUUCCGAAGGUCAGGAGUUCAAAUCCCAGCAACCACAUGGUGGCUCACAACCAUCCGUUACGAGAUCUGGCGCCCUCUUCUGGAGUGUCUGAAGACAGCUUCAGUGUACUUACAUAUAAUAAAUAAAUCUUUAAAAAAAAAAAAAAAAAAAAGAGAAUAAAGGGAGGUAGCAGCCUUUGUUGGAGUCUCACCGCGUGUUCCGUCUGCUGACAGGUUCGAGGGAUCCAUACCCUCUACCUGGGCUUCCUUCCCCUUGUGUGUGAGCUGUUUCUUUAGCAUCUCAGGUCCUCCUUCAGCAUGUCCACCAGCAGGAACUGGCUGGCCUUUUGUGUUUUUCCCGCCUGUGAGAGUGGUUUGUAAAAAGCUGAGCCACUGGUGAUGACGGAGAAUAAAUAUUCUGGGCAAAUA
This is a messenger RNA of Mus musculus (house mouse), 1927 nucleotides long. It is a transcript of the gene Exosc2, whose product is annotated as exosome component 2. The record is from RefSeq and is a predicted model, not a curated record. Gene Ontology annotation, biological process: RNA processing; positive regulation of cell growth; RNA catabolic process. Gene Ontology annotation, molecular function: RNA binding. NCBI's taxonomy places the organism in Eukaryota, Metazoa, Chordata, Mammalia, Rodentia, Muridae. Gene Ontology annotation, cellular component: exosome (RNase complex); cytosol; nucleus. The transcript is spliced from 9 exons. Bases 371 to 916 code for a protein of 181 amino acids.